GGCUCACCUACUGCGCAAGCGCUAGCGCCUCUCUUCUCAUUUCUUCACGCGACAGCCAAAAUGUCCACACACAAAAAGAAGACCAGGAAGCUUCGAGGACAUGUCAGUCACGGACAUGGACGUAUUGGAAAGCACAGAAAACAUCCUGGUGGUCGCGGUAACGCUGGUGGUAUGCACCACCAUCGAAUUAAUUUCGACAAAUACCAUCCGGGUUACUUUGGAAAGCUUGGUAUGAGGAAUUAUCAUUUGCGGCGUAAUUCGAAGUGGUGCCCUACCUUAAAUUUAGACAAACUCUGGACCCUCGUUUCCGAACAGACCAGACUUAAGUACAAGGAUAAUAAAGAUGGCAAAGCUCCCGUCAUCGAUCUCGUCAAAGCGGGAUAUUACAAACUCCUAGGAAAAGGAAGAUUGCCCAAACAACCCGUUAUCGUUAAGGCCAAAUUCUUCAGUAAACAGGCAGAAGACAAGAUCAAGGCUGUUGGUGGCGCUUGCGUCCUUUCCGCUUAAAUCUGGUGGCGCAACUUGACCAGACUGGAAACCGGCGUACUUUUUUUGUGCUUCAAAAUGUACAUUUUACAUCUAUGUACUAUUCGUAAUAAAAAGAGGAAAGAAAAUCUA
This is a messenger RNA of Belonocnema kinseyi, 618 nucleotides long. It is a transcript of the gene RpL27A, whose product is annotated as 60S ribosomal protein L27a. Lineage: Eukaryota; Metazoa; Arthropoda; Insecta; Hymenoptera; Cynipidae. Gene Ontology annotation, molecular function: structural constituent of ribosome. The transcript is spliced from 7 exons. The record is from RefSeq and is a predicted model, not a curated record. Gene Ontology annotation, cellular component: ribosome; cytosolic large ribosomal subunit. Gene Ontology annotation, biological process: translation. The coding region runs from base 61 to 507 and encodes 148 amino acids.